GCGCGCAAGGUGUUCAGUCGUCCAUUCGUAGCACUACGAGAAACCAGCAAGUGUUCCGACAACCUGUUGAGACUCGACACCCGGAGUCAUCAUCAACUAUAAUGUUUCGAAUAAGUGUUCGUCGCGCUGCAUUGCUCUGAUUCAUUUGGAUAUCUCGCUUGAUUUAAAUAAAUUACCAACCUCUACGUAGAAAAAUACGAAUACACCAAACCAAAUUUAUUUGUUAUAAGCCGUAAACGAAUUUUCAUUUCUUUUUUUCAAUCUCAACCGCGCCAACGGAUAAUAGUUAUUACAGUCGACGAUUGACACUGUCAAACGUAAAUCAUAGUUUACCAUUCGAAUUAGCGCGGCGCGAAAACAUCCAAGCUGCAUUGCACCAGCGACUGAAAAGAUCGGAGAAUCAAAACAGUUACCAACGCGGUGGUAUAUUGGUUAGAGGGGUAUAGAGUAGAAUGAACGCGUACCGCUUCAGGUUCACGAUGCGUGGCAGGCUCACGGCGAUUGGUUCUGGACAAGACGGCCCUCCGCCUCUGUGAGGCGCACGGACACUGACGCCGCUGGUUAAAUCGGGGCCGCCGACACUUUCUCGUUCGCUAAACAGAUCCGAAAGUUAUCUGUUCGCACAAAAAAAAAAAUUCCAAUUUUUUUUAGCUUUUAUCUAGGAAACAUCAUCUUCACUCGGUACCAAAGAAACCCGUGCCGUUCGCCGACCGCCGACCACAUGGCUACCGAGUGCUGUGACGUAAUGGUGGCGCACAGCCCACCGCUGUUCACGGCUCACAGCACGGCCAAACCGGCCGCCGAGCUGGUGCUGUACCAGAACUUCCGGUUGGUGAUGACGCACCAGAAGAACGUGUCGCCGAUGUCGGUGCGCCGCCUGAACGCGCGGUCGUCGUCCAACUCGCCGACUCGCGACGACAGGCAGCAUCAACAGGCCGCGUCGUCCAAGCCCAGGAGACCGUGUCUGGUCAUCAGAACGGACUCGGACGCUAGCAUCGGGUCAUCGUCCUCAUCCUCGGGCUCGUCGUCGUCCGACGAGAACGAGCCAUCCAGCCCAACCAGGAGGAAGAAGAAAGUCGUUUUCGCCGACGACCGGGGACUGUCACUAACUCAGGUGAGAUUGAUGAGUGAACCGUCGAACCAGCCGCCGAAACUGAUGACCGUGAGCCCAUACCUGAACCCGCAGCCAAUUGCGGCGGUCAACAACUGCGUUAACAGGCAGCCCGUGGACCAGCAGUGGCAUUUGAGGUUCCAGCAGCCGGCUUCCAGUUACCUGGACUUCCGGAAGCGGUUGGACGAGAACAACGUGUCGCUGGAGAACGUGAUCAUCAAGUCGCCGGACAAGCGGAUCGUGGGCACGGUCAAGGUGCGCAACCUGUCUUACGACAAGGAGGUGUUCGUGCGCAGCACGCGCGACCGAUGGGCCACGCACCAGGACACCCUGUGCACGUACGUGCAGAACAACGCGAUGGUGAACGCGGCGUCGGGCAACGGGGGUGGCAGUGGCCUGUUCCCGGGCGUUUCCGCGUCCGCGCAAAACCCCGUGACCGCCAUCUACGACACGUUCUCUUUCCGGCUGCCGUUGCCCGCGGACGCCACGUCCAUGGAGUUCGCGGUGUGCUACAAGAGCGCUCGGUUCGAGUUCUGGGACAGCAACGACGGCAACAACUAUUGGCUGUCGCUGGGCGCGGGCUGCUCGCAGCAGUUGCCCGCGGCCGGUCCGCCGCCGCUCCAACAGCACGCCGCGGGCUCCACGUCGUGCAUGUCCUCCGCGGACUUUGAGCAACACUUGCGCGCCGCCAAGCAGCCCGUACACUACUUCGGCUCGCAGUCCGGACAGAACUCGUGGAACGUGUGGCGCGACCAAAAGGACAACGACUCUUCCGCGUACUGGUGAACGCUCGACCCACCGCCGCCGACCAACAAAUUAUCAUGGGAUUUCUAUUCAUUUUUUUCUUUUAUUUUUCCGGGAAAAAUUCGCAACGAAACGACGCUCAAAGCCAAGUUGGAAGACCGUGCCCGCCCGAACAGUCAGUGCCAUCUAUCAGUCGACGUGCAUGACCGCGUGCAAAUGCCAGGAAAAAUUUUCUUAAAACAAAACGCACGCACACAUAUAUAUUAUAUGUAAUGAAUACGCGCGCGUACACACGCAUACGCUCGUUUGUUAUAAACAUUUUGAAAUUUUACAUAGGUGUUUAUUAUAAAUCUAGUUGAAGCAUA
Molecule: messenger RNA, 2220 nt
Organism: Sipha flava (yellow sugarcane aphid)
Lineage: Eukaryota; Metazoa; Arthropoda; Insecta; Hemiptera; Aphididae
Product: protein phosphatase 1 regulatory subunit 3B-B-like
Exons: 5
Coding region: 722-1897 (391 amino acids)
Biological process (GO): regulation of glycogen biosynthetic process
Cellular component (GO): protein phosphatase type 1 complex
Molecular function (GO): protein phosphatase 1 binding; glycogen binding
Source: RefSeq, a predicted model, not a curated record